GAGGUUGAGCACAACGCAGAACAAAGUUUUGUGUAUUUUUGUGAGAUUAUUGCAUGCGCACACUACUACUCUCGCGUCAGUGGUCAGCAUUUCCAAGACAUUUAUAUCUAAUUGACGAGAAUUUCGGAUAUCGUGGAUACAUCGACCCUGUAUACAUCAGUUAAUUCAUCAUCAUGUACAAAAAUGGACCACCCCCUUGCUAUGAUCAGCCUCCACCAACCGCACCACCUAGUUACUUUCAGAGUGUAGGAGGUGUCCCACCCGCCAGUCCAUAUACUGCAGCACCAACAUAUGCUCGGGGACCUCCGAUUGUCACCACAAUAGUGCCACUAGGCUCUGGACCUACUCACACUAUUUGUCCUCACUGUGGUGUUGAGAUUGAAACAGAUACUAAGUCAGAGCCUGGGAUGAUUGCAUAUGUUUCUGGUGCUGUUAUAGCAUUACUCGGAUGUUUCUUUGGAUGCUGUCUGAUCCCCUGUUGUAUUGAUGAAUGCAUGGACAUUCACCACACGUGUCCCAACUGCAAAAUAUAUCUCGGAAAGCACGCGAGAUAGGCCAAUCUCCCACCCCAAAAAUUAUCAGCACAAUUGAAGGACAAAACAAGAACACUAUCACUGUAGUAUCUACAGACUUAAGACUUUCAAUAAUUAUGUUGACACGAAUACGAAUCUCAACUGCAAAAAAUUGUGCACUGUCUUUAAACACAAAUUGAUUUAAGAUGAAUGUGUAACGAAUGAAAUAAUUUAAUUGCCAGGUAAUUGAUUAUGUCAAUGGCAUCUCUAAUGGAGGAUAUUUAAAAGAAAAUAAUGCAGCUAUUUUACUACGAUUUUAAUGUUUUUUUGAGCACGUUUGAACGAAAAAUAUUCAAAAGGACGGUAACAGAAACCCUUUUGGUUGUCGAAAUAAUAUAUUCCUAUUUUUUCGAGGAGCAUUAACAGUCUCAGUGGCCACAAGAUAGUUAAUUAGGGAAAAACUGUGCCUUUGUCACUAGACGAAAUACAAUCUCAUCAGCAGGGAAUUCUGAAAGAAUAUUUUUUAUUCCUUUUGCUUUGAGGAUCGAGUGCCUUUAAUGAUAAGGUUUUGGAGGAUUGGAAAAUUACGUGAUCACUUUGAUCUCUAUUUUCACAAUGUGGAUUUAAUAAAAUUGCUUUUAAUAAUGUAUUAACUCGAGCAAAUGUAUUUAUACUGACUUUCAGAUUUAUGGAACGUAAUAAAUAAAAUUAUCGAAUGUGUCAA
Molecule: messenger RNA, 1236 nt
Organism: Diachasmimorpha longicaudata
Lineage: Eukaryota; Metazoa; Arthropoda; Insecta; Hymenoptera; Braconidae
Product: cell death-inducing p53-target protein 1
Exons: 4
Coding region: 174-554 (126 amino acids)
Molecular function (GO): zinc ion binding
Source: RefSeq, a predicted model, not a curated record